This is a messenger RNA of Lontra canadensis (Northern American river otter), 1441 nucleotides long. RefSeq names its product complement receptor type 1-like. The transcript is spliced from 11 exons. NCBI's taxonomy places the organism in Eukaryota, Metazoa, Chordata, Mammalia, Carnivora, Mustelidae. Gene Ontology annotation, biological process: negative regulation of complement activation, classical pathway. The record is from RefSeq and is a predicted model, not a curated record. The coding region runs from base 95 to 1420 and encodes 441 amino acids.
AGAAAUCUUUUGUCCAAAUCCUCCCUCUAUCCUUAAUGGGCAGCACAAUGGGCCUUCUCAGGGAGAUGUUCCCUAUGGAACGGAAGUAAGUUACAUGUGUGACCACCACCCAGCCGGAGGGAUGACCUUCAACAUUGUUGGGAAGAGCACCCUCCGCUGCACAAGUGACGAUGAAGGGAACGGGAUUUGGAGCGGCCCUGCCCCUCGCUGCAAACUUGCUGGUCCUGCAGGUUACUGUAAAGCCCCAGAAGCGUUUCCAUUUGCCAAGCCUACAGUCCUGACUGAUGAGUCUGAGUUUCCAAUUGGGACAUCUUUGAAUUAUGAAUGUUCCCCUGGGUAUUUUGAGACUACGUUUUCAAUCACCUGCUUAGAGCACUUGGUCUGGUCGAGUGCCGAAGGUAUCUGUAGACGAAAAUCAUGUGGAGCUCCACCAGAACCCUUUAAUGGCGCGGUGCAUAUAAACACAGAUACCCAGUUUGGAUCAACAGUUCAUUAUUCUUGUAAUGAAGGGUAUCGACUCAUUGGCUCCCCUUCCUCGGCUUGUCUCCUGUUGGGCAGUACUGUCACUUGGGAUAAGGAUGCACCUGUGUGUGAGGAAAUCUUUUGUCCAAAUCCUCCCUCUAUCCUUAAUGGGCAGCACACCGGACCUUCUCAGGGAGACAUUCCCUAUGGAAAGGAAAUUACUUACACAUGUGACCACCACCCAGCCAGAGGGAUGACCUUCAACCUCAUCGGGGAGAGCACCCUCCGCUGCACAAGUGACGAUGAAGGGAACGGGAUUUGGAGCGGCCCUGCCCCUCGCUGCAAACUUGCUGGUUCUACAGAAUGCCCCCAUCUGCCCAAGAUCCACAAUGGAUAUUACCUUGAAAGACCUGCAUCUCCAUAUCUUCCGGGAAUGACUGUCAACUACACUUGUGACCCAGGCUACUUGUUGGUGGGAAGAGCCUUCAUAUUCUGCACAAACCAGGGAACCUGGAACCAAUUUGAUCAUUUUUGCAAAGAGGUAAAAUGUAUCAUCCCAGAGUUUAUGAAUGGAAUCCGGAAGGAGCUGGAAAUGAGAAAAGUGUAUCACUAUGGAGAUAAUAUAACUUUCGAGUGUGAGGAUGGGUAUACUCUGGAAGGCAGUCCCCAGAGCCAAUGCCAGGCAGAAGACACAUGGAACCCUCCUCUUGCCAUAUGCACAUCUAGUAAAUGGAGCUGCAAGAAAUGCACAAGCGCUCUCAUAGUCGGUAUUUUCUUUGGCGUGAUCUUCUUUCUUUCAUCUGUCAUUGGCUCUUAUUGGAUAAUUGUAAAGCUCAAAAAAAGCAAGAAUACAGAUGGGAAACCUAAAGAGAUGAUCCAUUUACAUCCUCAAGAAGACAACAGUGUAAAGCCUCAGACACUGCAAACCAAUCAGGAAGACAGCAGUGCCCUUCCUUGACAAAGUACCAGAGCUGGGGAA